CUAACUAGCCAGGUUAGCCUUCAGGCUGUGGUGGAAGAAGGGAGGUGCAAUGGAUGGAUGCUUCGCCCCGCUACGUUUCACGUAUUUGUCGUAGUUGGAACAGAAUGCGUCCUCUCCGGCUGAGCUGUGUGUUUCUCGUUAGACUCCGCGGUGUUGCGGGGGGCUGCUAACUCUCAGCGGGGUGUUAAUACAUGACCCGGGAGUGUCGGCGUCUGGCUGGAGUUUGAAGAUUAACGCUAGCUGGGGCUGUGGAAGCUAGCUCCUCCUCGCUGUCUACCAACGCGUUCGUGUGUCCGCUGCCUCGGGAAUGUUCUCCAAAAAGCCUCAUGGCGACGUUAAGAAAUCAACACAGAAAGUGUUGGACCCCAAGAAGGACGUGUUGACGAGGCUCAAGCAUCUGAGGAUUGUCAUCGAAAAUGCAGAGCCUGCAGAGCUGAAACAGUUCUUUGACCUGAACUACUCCCAUAUCUACUAUGUCUUCUUUGAGAACUUUGUUACCAUCGAGGUCAGCCUCAAGCAAAAAGGUCAUAAGUCUCAGAGGGAGGAGCUGGACUCAAUCCUCUUCAUCUUUGAGAAAAUUCUCCAACUCCUUCCAGAGAGAAUCCAGAGCCGAUGGCAGUUCCACAGCAUCGGGCUGAUUCUCAAGAAGCUGUUACACACAGGGAACUCUUUAAAGAUCCGCCGUGAAGGAGUGCGUCUGUUCCUGUUGUGGAUGCAGGCGUUACAGAGUAAUGCAGAGCGGGAGCAGCUCUGCAUGUUUGCCUGUUUGAUUCCUGGCUUCCCAGCUCCUCUCUGCCACGGGACACCACGCACCCUGGACACUCUGAUCAACCCCCCACUGAGUUUGACAGAGACUCAAGUGACCCCAGAAGAGAUCACUCCAUUGGUUCCUCCCCAGUCAGGCGACAAGAACCAGGAAGACCUCACUGCGUACUUCCUAGAGGCCCUAUUGAAAUACAUGGUAAACCAGGCCAAGUCUCUAGAGUGGCGUUGUAAAGAGAACCAUGAACGUGGCUUCAGCUUCCUCUUUGGUCACUUCAGGAAGUUUUACCUCCCUCACAUCUUUCCCAACUUUGCCAUGGAAACCAGCCUCUACAACCCCAUUAUGGAUGUGCCUCCGAUGCGUCCUAAGCCUUACUACAGUGUGGUCCGCAGGGAGCAAGACGGUGGUGAGACCCUUUACUGCACAAAGGAGAGUUUCCUUCAGGCCAGAGUCAUCUUCAUACGCUGGCUGGUUUCCUUUUGGCUGGAGCCACGACCCAACACACAAACACACAUCCCAGGAACGGAGGGAGAGAGCAUCCCCAAGAAUAUACAGCGAGCAGCAGCCGGCCUGGCAGCUCGCUCUGCCGGCAGCUCAGAUGACAGCAGCGGAGGCGUAAGUCGGUCAGACAGCCACCUGGAAAGCAGCGGGGGUUCCUCUGGGCCAGGAGGAGGCAGCAUGGGGCUAUCUGGGGGGUUGGGGCUGGGGGGUGAGCCCGAGCAGAGCCACUCCAACACAUCUACCCUGACUGAGAGGGAACCCAGCUCCUCCUCGCUCUGCUCCAUGGAUGAGGAGCAGCUGACGGACAUGGAGGUUGUGAGAAGAGUGCUGACCUGCUCCAGAACCAACGUUAACUUCAUCACAGAGAUCUUUAGACAGGCAUUUCUCCUUCCUAUGUGUGAAGCGGCAGCGAUGCGAAAAGUGGUCCGUGUUUAUCAGGAAUGGAUCGCCAUGGAGGACAAACCAGUGUUUAUGAAGGAGCCAGACGAGGGACAUUAUCCCAUUGCCACUGGUGGCAGUUUGGAUUCAGGCUCUCAGCUCGGGGACAAGGAAGACGAGGGAAUGAACAAAGAGAUUGACAGUGAAUUACUGGAGUACAGUGUUCAUGCUGGAGUUCAGACUACACUACAGGUGUUUAUCACUCACUCCUCGAAUGUUUUUCUAAUCGAGCCUGCCAACGACAUCAAGAUCCUUUUAGAGGAGCAUGUCGACAUGUGCAAGCGAGUCCUGAACAUCUACCGCAGCCUCGUCAUGCACGAGACCAUGGACAAUAAAACAUGGGAGCAGAUCUUAUUGGUGCUGCUGAGGGUGACAGAGUCAGUGAUGAAAAGACCGCCGUCCAUUAUGCCUCAGGGCAAGAAGAACAACACACUGUCGGGCAGACUGGCUGGACCUAUCUUUCAGACCCUAAUAGUAGCUUGGAUUAAGGGGAACUUGAACGUCUACAUCAGCCGGGAACUGUGGGAUGACUUGCUCUCCGUCCUGUCCUCCCUGACGUGCUGGGAGGAGCUGGUCACAGAGUGGUCUCUCACCAUGGAAACCCUCACCAAGGUGCUGGCCAGGAACCUGUAUACUGUUGAUCUCAACGAGCUGCCUCUGGACAAACUCAGUGAACAAAAACAGAAGAAACAUAAAGGAAAAGGUAUCGGUUCAGAGGGCCAGCGACAGAUUGUGGAUAGUUCCUUCUCUAAAGGCUGGAGCAGAGAUCCACCAGGUCAGGCAGCAGUAAUGAGGCAGCGAAGUGCCACAACUGCAGGUUCACCAGGCAUCGAAAAGGCCAGGAGUAUCGUCCGCCAGAAGACUGUAGACCUCGAGGACCCACCAAUCACACUGACAUCCCGCGCCUCUCGAAUGCGUCACUCCUCCCAGAGCGAAGAGGCCCCUCCCACCUCCUGUCCUGAGGUGUUCCAGGGCGGGACUUGUGACCUGGACGCCCCGGCCCCUUCAUCCCUCGCAAGGAGCAGCAGUGCCUCUGACAUCAUGGAGCCUUUCAUUGCAGAACGGGUCAAAGGUGAAGACCCUCAGAGGGAUCCCACUUCAAUCCCAAACCCCCACCAGCACCAACACCACUCAACCACUCCUUCUACACUCGCAGCCAACAGCCACACAGCUCAGCUACUUCCACACUGUCCCGCCUCCCCCUCUCCCACCCCUCUUACCUUAUCCAAUGGUGUUGUUUCCUCGACCUCAGAGGGACAAGAUGAUGGUAGUGAUUACGACCAGUUCUGGCAACAGAUUGGCUCUCGAAGCCGAGGUUCUAGCUCUGAUUGGGUAAGCGAUUGGGAUUCUGCCUUCACCAUUUCAUCUGAAAAGGAAAUGUAUGCCGAAGACGGUGAAAUGAGAGCCGGUGCAGAGGAGGAUGAUUUAUUCUCCUCUAUUAGGGACUACCUCACUCACAAAGGAGGUGAGAGAAAGGAGGAGGCUGGAGAGAGAGAAAGUCCUGGUCACACAUUAGAGAACAGUGUUACUUUACCUGUGCCAGUGCAAACCGGUGUAGCUAGAGCACAAAUAGAAUCCGCAGCACAGGUAGGAGAGGUGAGACAGGUGGUAAGAGACGACAGGCAAGGAAGUAAAUCAGUGAGACACAGCAGUGUGGAUUCAACAGAGGAGAGUGAGGCAGAGCAGCGGAGCAUCUAUGAAUGCCUGGAGCAGCAAUGUCAGUGGCCGACACCCAGUACCAGGGGAAGUGCAAGCUUAGAAAGAACCACUGUGGAGAAAAAGGGAGGAGGAAAUACAGGGAAGGCAGCAGGAUGGGACGAUACAUGUGACGUGUUGAGGGAAACGGGAGAAAAUAAACAGAUUGUAAAAGAAGUAGCAGGAAAUGAGAGGCCAGUAUUAAUUCAACAAGAAACUAGUACAAUAGAAUCUAGCCUUGAAUCAAACCAAACCACCCAAACUGCAGAUCCAGCCAAGGUCAAGGUGCCUCGUAGUAACACCAAGAGGCUACAUUCUGGGGGUGUUCAUGUCAGCUUCAGGCCCUCAACUGAGUCGGUCCAGUUCCACAACCCCCUCGAGAGUAAAGAGGCUCACUGGAAAGCCCGACUGCGUCGCCUCAGUCAUUUUCACACACACAGUCACUCAGCUGGGGAGAGGCCAGGGGCCGCAGCUGGGGCAGGGUCAGGGUCAGGGGGCAAGCCAGGAGCAGGCGGAGCAGGUAAGUUUGGCUCUGUGGCUGGGAUGGGCCAGAGAGCAGGAGCACAUGAGAAAUCCGCCUCUGGGACAGUUACGGAUGGCAGCGGGGUAGGGGGCACAGCAGGAGCUGGAGGUCUGGAAAACAGAACCGGUAGUGGAGGGGACUAUGUGGGAUCCAGUCAGAGCUCUGAGGUUCAUUCAGAAGCACCAUCAGGCGCUUCAAGCUCCUCAGGCGUGUCGUCAGGGGUGCGUGGGCGCUUGGGACGUUCAGCCUUGCGAUCUCGAGCUUCCCGCUCCCGCUCCCAGGAGCCGGGCAGCACUUCCUCACGUCACCACCAGGGAGCCCUUCUCGGUGGCGUUUAUAAGACUGUGGUUCACGCUCUGUCCUCCAAACCCCGGCCCCGAGGUCAGGGGUCAUCCCAAGGCUCGUCGCCACAGCGGCAGGGCCGGGCUGCCAUGGGUGACGCAUCGUUAAGAGACCUCUACUCCCAUGUCCUGGGCUACUUUGGACGAAAGACGACCACGCCAGCCAAUAAAGAGGAGGUGGUCCAGAAAGCCCGCCCAGUCUCCAGUGAUGUUGGAAGCACCAACCCAAAUUUCCCUGACCUCAUGGACGAGUUCAUCCAGGAGAGACUGAGGCGCAAAGGAACAGCAGGCCGCCGUGGCAGCAGCCCAGGAAGUUUGGAGGUCCCCAGGGACCUGCCCGAGCUCCUAGAGGCUGGUCAGAGUCCCGGAUCACGACCCUUGGAUGAUCAUCGGCCCAUCGAUGAUCCGGGUGUUCCCUCUGAGUGGACGUCACCUGCAAGUGCCAGCGGUUCUGAUGUCAUCAGCUCGGACAGCCAGUCAGACUCCUUCAAUGCCUUUCAGUACUCAGCCUGCAAGUUUGAUAAUUUUACUUUCAGCUCAGACUCUUGUGGAGGAGGAGUUGGAACUGGGGGUGGAGGUCGGGGCAGCUCACUGGACCAGGACAGUCUGGGCGGGGGUGCAGCCAGCGAAGAACAUGAAGUAGCCAGUUUGACAACGCUUCACAUCGACUCAGAGACCAGCAGCCUCAGCCAUACUGUCACUGUUACCGGUUCUGAGAGUGCCUCUCCAAUGCAUUCUCUUGGAGGCUCUCGGUCCCAGACGCCCUCCCCCGCUACGUUGACAGCAGAGCAUGCAGAUCAAACACACUCCCACUCUCACACACACCUGCAGCUGGACCAGAAGCUCCACAACUCUGUCCUGCAAACCCCUGAUGACUUGGAAACCAGUGAGUUUCCCAGCGAGGACUGCAGUGUGAUGGCGGGUGGUUCUCUGACUGGUUGGCACGAAGAUGUCGCCACAGUAAUGUGGAGGAGGAUGCUGGGUAUCCUGGGGGACGUCAAUAGCAUCAAAGACCCAGAGAUUCACGCUCAGGUCUUUGACUAUCUUUGUGAACUGUGGCAAAACUUGGCCAAGAUAAGAGAUAAUUUGGGCAUUUCUCUGGACAACCAAUCAUCUCCACCUCCUCCUGGUCUGAUCCCUCCUCUGAGAAUUCUCACCCCCUGGCUCUUUAAGGCCACCAUGCUGACAGAGCGUUACAAGCAGGGUAAGCUUCACGCCUAUAAGCUGAUCUGCAGGAUCAUGAAGAGACGACAAGAUGUUUCCCCGAACACAGACUUUCUUACACACUUUUACAACAUCAUGCACCAAGGGCUGCUGCACCAAGACCAGGAUAUUGUGAACACCAUUAUCAAGCACUGCAGUCCCAGGUUCUUCAGUAUCGGUCUGCCAGGAGCCACCAUGCUGAUUCUGGACUUCAUCAUUGCAGCUUCUAGAGUUACAGCCUGCUCCUCACUCAAUGCUCCCAGAGUAGAGGCUCAGAUCCUCCUCGGAUCUCUUGUGUGUUUUCCCAACUUUUAUGGGGAGCUUCCAGCCCUCCAUCCCACCACAGCUGAUGUGGUUCUUACCAAGUUCCCUGAUGUCAAGGAGCACAUUAUCAAAACCAUUCUGACGUCUGCCAGGGACGAACCUUCUGCACCUGCUAGGUGUGUGGCUCUGUGCAGUCUGGGUGUCUGGCUUUGUGAAGAGCUGGCUCACGGGACUCAACAUCCACUGAUUAAAGAUGCUCUCAACGUCCUCUGUGUCACUCUGAAGUACCCCAACAAGAGUGUAGCACUGGUGGCGUCGGACAUCCUUCACCUUCUGAUCAGUUACGUGGAUCAUCUUCAGAAAUUCCCCCCUGACACUCCAAAGAAGAUCAUAGAGAUUUUGAUUGCAACCAUCACGUACUUGCUGCCUACAACUGAGACUUCUCCUCAUGAACUUGACAAGAGGCUGGUAGUUUCCCUGCUGUUGUGUCUGUUGGACUGGGUGAUGGCUCUGUCUCCAAAGAUUCUCCUUCAGCCCGUUCAAACUCGAAGUCCUCCGGAAAGGGACCAGCCCGUCAAGACUCUGCUCAGCUGCAUUUAUAAGGUAUUGCACGGUUGUGUGUAUGGAGCACAGUCCUUCAACAGUCCUAAGUAUUACCCACUGCAGCUGGCAGACCUGUUGAGUGCAGACUACGACCCGUUCCUGCCGCUAGAGAGUCUCAGAGAACCAGAGCCGCUGCACAGCCCGGACUCCGAGCGAUCCAGCAAACUGCAGCCUGUCACUGAAGUUCGUAGCCGUAUUCAGCAGGGCCUGGUUUCCAUCGCAGCCAGAACAGUUAUCACCCACCUGGUUAACCACCUCGGGCAUUAUCCCAUGUCUGGAGGGCCGGCUACACUGUCCAGUCAGGUGUGUGAAAACCAAGACAACCCAUUCUGUGAGAGUGCUGAUCUGGGACCAGAACUUUUCCAUUCACCAAACCUGCAGUUCCUGGUUCUGAAUGGGUCCACACUGCUCUCUGUGCUUCAGAUCCGGUCGGAGUCUGGUGUACCAGGGGGAGGAAUGACAGCUGGUCUGUCCUCUGCUCCUGCUUGUGUUCGUGUGAUCAUCCGCGAUGUAGCCGGAAAACAUUCCUGGGACUCUGCUGUUCUCUACGGCCCUCCGUUGUGUUCCCCAGCCAGCCCAGCGCAUACAACUUUAACUCACCCACAGUCCUCUCACAGUGCAAAUGUUCAUACACGCAACUCACCGGGAGGUCGGCCGAAAAAGAUGGAGGUUAAGAGAGAAGACAGCGUAGAGGAGGGGCAAGAGGAAAGAGAGGCAGAGGAGGGAGAAAGUGCGAUGGAAGGUGAACGGCAAGAGUUUCAGGCAGAGGGGGAGGAGGAAGGAGAGGAGAGGAAAGGAAGUGAGGAGGAAAAGGAAGAAGGGAGAGAUGGGGAGGACGGGGAGCAGGAGGAGGAGGAGGAGAAUGAGCACAGAAUGGAGGGGGAGGAGGAUCCUGGGGACUCUGCCUUGGAACAAUUUCUAGCUCCGCCAUUGGCUAAACGUGUGUGUCGGGAGGCGGUGCCAGCAUGGGAUUCACUGAGAGAGGGUGAUGAUGCUCUGGAUGAAAUGCUGCAGUAUCUGGGAUACUCAAGUCCAGAGUGUCUACAGAGAGCAGGCAUGCCGCUCAACAUCCCCGCCCCUCCUCCAGCUUGUGUUUCGGAAAAGCAGGAGAACGAUGUGAUCAAUGCCAUCCUAAAGCAGAGUGCUGCCGAGAGAGAGUUUGUCUUUCAAAGAGGUGAGGAGUUGAGCAUGAAAGCAUUGCAGCAGACUGAACCAGAGACCCAGACAACACAGUCAGCCUUCUACUACUGCAGGCUUCUCAUCAACAUACUGGGACUCAACUCCUGGGAGAAGAGAAGUAACUUUCAUUUGUUGAGGAAGAAUGAGAAGUUACUGAGAGAACUGAAGAACCUGGACUCACGGCAAUGCCGUGAGACCCAUAAAAUCGCAGUAUUUUACGUGGCUGAAGGCCAAGAAGACAAACACUCCAUCCUCACCAACACAACAGGCAGCCAGGACUAUGAAGACUUUGUCUCUGGACUGGGCUGGGAGGUGGACCUCACCACUCAUUGUGGCUUCAUGGGAGGUCUCCAAAGGAAUCGCAGUACAGGCCAGACCACUCCUUACUAUGCCACUUCUACCACAGAGGUUAUCUUCCAUGUCUCCACCCGCAUGCCCCAUGACCAAGACCACAACCUCACCAAGAAGCUGAGACACCUGGGUAAUGACGAGGUCCACAUCGUCUGGUCAGAACAUUCCAGAGACUACCGGCGAGGAAUCAUCCCCACUGAGUUUGGAGACGUACUAAUCAUCAUCUACCCCAUGAAGAACCACAUGUACUCAAUCCAUAUUCUCAAAAAACCUGAGGUGCCGUUCUUUGGUCCACUGUUUGACGGGGCCCUUGUGGACAUGAAGAUUUUGCCAACCAUGGUCAGAGCCACAGCAAUCAAUGCCAGUCGAGCUCUCAAGUCCCUCAUUCCUCUCUACCAGAACUUCUAUGAGGAGCGCGCUCGGUACCUAGAAACCAUCGUGCAGCACCACCAGGAGCCGACCACGUUUGAGGAUUACGCCGCUCGAGUGUACAGUCCUGCUCCCUGCAAUCACCUGCCAUCUGACACAGGCUCCUGCCUCGAGAUUCUUCGGGGAGAAAGUCCGGCUCUUGGGGAGGCCGGGAGCGACUCGGCGUCCCCCAUGUCUCCUCGGACUAGCAAGAGCCGCAUGUCCAUGAAGCUGCGACGCUCCUCUGGAUCAGCCAAUAAGACUUGAUGAAUCCAGGUUACUUUGUAUAAUGCUGGACAACAAAUACUGGGGGUGUUUUCCACCUCCUACCCUUACAAGGUUUAUUCAAGAGGAAUGUUUGGCCAAUCAUUGCACUUCAAGUAGUUAAGACUGUCACAAAUGUAAAAUGUUCUUCUCUUGGCUAAAUUCACAUACAUAUUAUUUUCAACAGGAAAAAUGUUGGGCAGUGUUGAGGCAGAAAACAACAGAAACACCAUGCGUUUAAAAAGAUUUGAACUCAUCCCCUCACCUCCAGUAUGAGGCUGUUCUGAUCAGCCACUGACCCUGAAUGAACAAAACGCUCUGUCGCACAGUUGUACUCUGAAAAAAACACAAUGUAGAUUUUGAUAUUUCGUGGACUUCACUCUACUGUAACCUUAUUUUGAAAUUGCUCACAGCUGCUGUAUUUAUUCUCAGCUUUGCUCGCGCAAAAACCACAAACAGUUGAACGAGAGCUGCAGCAAGCUGCCUGUACACUGCAGUAUUACUUCAUAAUCUGUGCCAUGUUAAAGAUUGAAAAAGUCUAAUUUGUGCCACAUUAAGCACUGUCUUUGGAGAGCACAUGUACUGACCCCUGAACAAAGAGCAGAGUCUCCUCAGUCUCUGUGUUUUGUAGUUGCUGUGGGGAACUUGUAUAUUUGUACUAUACCGACAUAACUAUGAGUUUUGAUAUAUGAAAAUAGAAACGAGUGAUGACGGUGAAGAGUUGCAUGGAGAAAGCCACAUAAGUCUAUUUUUGUUCUCUGUGCAGCAUCAGGCCUUAAAAGAUAAAAGGCAGCGGUAGCUUUCUAUUCAGUCCUCGCAAAAUGUAAAUAGAACAUUGUUCAUUUGUUAACAACAACAAAAAAUACAUCUUGUGGACGUAGCGCUCUCUGGCCAAAACUGUUCUCUGUUUGCAUUCAGCAACAGAGCUCCUCUGAACUUAGAGACUGAAAGUGGCACAAACUUUUCUCUGACUGGAGAGAGAACAGAGUUACUGUGAGAAGAGUAGUAGGGAUGGAGUGAUAAUUUGUUCUUUGUAAAGGAGACAAAAGCAUUUUCUGGAGAAAGCUCAUCUAACAACAAACACCUGCUACUUAUUUCUGGCUCAUGCUGUAAAAUGUGGAAAAGCACUGACUUCAUUACAUUUAUUUUAUUUUUUAAUUGACUGUAAACUGUGUUUUGCUCCAAACCAGAAUUUUGCUGUAUUUUUAGUCACUCUGUUGUCUGAUGCAAUGGAAUCACAGCUUCUCUUUUCUUGUUCAAGUACAUAUAUAUAUUUGUGUGCCUGUGUGAGUGUGUUUGUAUAAUAUGUGUGUAUAUACAUAUAUAUAUAUAUAUAUAUAUAUACAAAGUAGAUAUAUGAUUAUCUAUAUGUACAGAGUGAGGAGGCUUUUUGUGUAUACUCUAUACUGUUCUGGGAGAAUAGCUGUCGAAACCUGGUUUAACCUCAGACCACAUAUCUGCUUAAAAUAAGUUGACACUACACUAGAUUAUAUGCGUCAGUAGUUAAAAGCCAGUUUGCACUCCAUUUGGAAAUUAAAAGUUAAUCUCGUUGUGGCUCAAAUACUUCACAGUUGAUAUGUCUGACCUCGACACCACAGCCAGACUGAAGAACAAUUAAAUUAAUGGAUGAAUUUAUUUCUCCAAAAUGAGUUACUUUAACAUUGCUUUAUCUAACAUGUACUUAUUAUAAUGAACUGGGGCAUUUAAGGCCACGUCUCACCUGAUAAAUACCAGUGAGAGAAGUGUUCAUUAGUAUUUAUGCUUCUUUCACACUUGAGUUACUGGGGCCCAGUGUUUUUUCUGUUUGAGGCAUUUUAAGGACGGAAAAGGACGAAAAUCUAAAUCGGCAAAAAAGCGAUACUGUAGAUAAACAGCCAAAGAGGGGAAGCGGAGAGAGAGAGAGAGAGGGUCGACGUGUCCUCACGUAGAAUCUUUCUGUCGUCUCUUAUAUUAAGACUCAUCCCCAGGUCCAGUUCGGGGAUCAGCUAUAAUCACAAUCCAGAAAUUUAAACUAACACUACAUAGAUAUUUUGAUGUAUUUAACUUUCUUUUUUAAGCACUCCAUCAAGUCCACUCAACUUUAAAAAACUGACAAGUUAGAUUAGCAGAAUUGAGUGAAGUGUUGAAGCUUUCCCUGUAUAAAUGAGUUUUUAGUGGAUUUAUUAGGACUGAAUGUUCCUCCAUUAAUUUAACAUGAGGGCUUGUUUUGCUUUUCCAUAUCCUGAUCCCUGACAAAAGGAAUCAUGUACAUGAAGUUCUGUAUAUGAAAAUAUAGAUGCACGUUUUUGCAUUUUAUUUCACUGCUUGAAGUGUAUCCACAGCUGUAUUUUCUGUUACUGUUUUCGUUUUAUUAUUAUUAUUUCAGCCAUAGUGUCUCUGUAGAGAAGAAAGGGAUUGUAAAAAGUUUUUGUGAUCCCCUUCUAUGGGGGAUGAAACUGUUAACUUUAAAAAAAAAGAAUUUGAGGUCAAAUUUAUGUUGUGUUACUUUGUGUGUGGAUAUUGAAAGACAUCUGAUAUAGUUUAAAAGUCAUCCCUUUUCAAUUAUUGUAUGUUACAGUUAAUCAGAUAAUGUUGCUGAGGUUGAAGUCCCGUUGUGUUGUUCUGUUGAGUGAUCGAGCAGUAACACGCCGGGACUGAUCUGUACACGUCGAGCACGUGUCCCAGUUUGUUUGGUCACAUCCUGUAAACAACCUGAACCUGUUCACGUGAUCAUAUCCCAGGCUCUGCCCCCUCCACCUAAACCACAUAGCAGCACAACGCCCUGGUAAUUUACACUCCUUUAGUGUAAAAAUACAGAGAGUCCUGAUGCUACUUAAACGUCCUCUGAGAACGACGGGGAAAUAUCAAACUUCACAUUGUAAAUACUCCUGAGGAUCUCAUGUUUGGCAUGAAUCUGAAAAUAUCUGCAACUGUGCUAAACUCGGAUGUGCAUGUUUUUUUUUGUUUAAAAAAUAAACCUGAUUAGCUGCAACCAAACGAAGAAAAAAAACACCUUAGGUAGCCAAAGUCUGGCAGCAUAAUCAAAAAGCUCAUAUCAUCUCUCCUGAGACCCUGUGACUCAGGUUGUUGCGGUAGAAAUAUUCUCUCUUGCCCAAAUCUGAUGUCUUCAUUGAAGAGGAUAAAAAUGUCUUCUCCCUGUUUGUUUUGCCAUAACAUUUCUCUCCAUUUAUAACGGUUUGGAACGUGUGUGCCUGAUGUAGAUAAAAAGGUGAAGGCUGCGAUCGAUACGGGUUCAACUGUUGUCCGCACGUCAGUUUGGGGACGAGGCUGUUGUAUGUGACUACUGACUUAUACAUACUGCAUGACACCAGUUCAGUAGCAACUGCCUGUGUUGACCAUGUUACAGCUGUACCACAGCACACAUGCACGCUUGCACAUACAUACUCCUCCAUGUGUUACUGUCAAACCUAUAGUAUGUAAACGGCUGAUGUCUGUGUCCAGACACACGGAGUGCGUGGAUGUGCAAUGAUGGAAUUUAACAAUAAAUGAUUUGCACCACCCAA
Limanda limanda (common dab) is the source of this 12036-nucleotide messenger RNA. RefSeq names its product Ral GTPase activating protein catalytic subunit alpha 1 (gene ralgapa1). Gene Ontology annotation, biological process: positive regulation of GTPase activity; regulation of small GTPase mediated signal transduction. Gene Ontology annotation, cellular component: cytoplasm; nucleus. The record is from RefSeq and is a predicted model, not a curated record. NCBI's taxonomy places the organism in Eukaryota, Metazoa, Chordata, Actinopteri, Pleuronectiformes, Pleuronectidae. Gene Ontology annotation, molecular function: GTPase activator activity. Bases 308 to 8536 code for a protein of 2742 amino acids. The transcript is spliced from 45 exons.